UAUUCCAUCACAACGCUCGCCAUUCAAUUCGCUCAGUUCUCAAUCGUCGGGACAUAGGUAGGUCAUACUAUCACUACAAGCACAACCACAAGGCAGAAUCGAGUUAAAGCCACGAUGUCCUCGCUGCCGACCAAGUCAUGGAGCAUUCAGCUGCGCGAGUUGGCCAGCUCGCCCUUGGCCGUAAUAGCGCUCACCUGCGUCCUGGGCUACGUGGCCUACAUGAAGACGCGCCGCCAACACGGAACCUACGACGACGAGGACUACGAGAACGAGGGACACCGCAAGCUGCCGGCUCCUCUGACCGGUCUCCGCCUCACCAGAAACCAAUUGGCCAAGUACAAUUCGGAGCGACCCGACAAAACCUAUUUGGUGGCCCUCUUCGACGAGAUCUACGAUGUUUCGAGUGCCGCUCAUGAUUUCGGGCCAGGCGGCAAAUAUGAGAAGCUGUCGGGAACCGAGGUUACUCCCUUCAUAAAGAAGCAGGCGUUCUUCGAGAAGCGGGACUACGAGUUGUAUUUGAACGAGUGGCGAAUCAUGCUGGAGGACUUCUUCUAUCCCGCCGGCAAGCUAAUCGAUGGCGAGAAGGAGCUGAUCCCAGAAACCAAAGAGGAGAUAAACACCAUACCGGAGGAAACACAGAAAGAUAUUAAGGUAGAGAAGAAAGAGGAAGAAAAGGAGGAGGAUCCUGUAGAGAAACCCAAGCCUGAACCCGAACCGGAAAAGGAAGUGGAACCCGAGCUGCAGGUUCCUGAGUUUUCCAAACAGGAUUUGAGUCCGCUCGACGAGGGAAUCAAUUCCGACUGCGAUUCCCUUCGCACCGCCUACGAUUUUCCACCUGGACAGGACGAUCGCAACGACGAGGACGAUGAGGAGGAUAAUUACGAGGAGGAGUUCUGCGAAGCCGGUCAGGGGGAUAAUGAUGUCUGCAACCAGACCGUGUGGAAUGAAACGGACGUAACCCUGGUGCCCACUUCGUAAAGCCCCCUCACCUUCACGCACCGCCCAUUGAAAUCCGAGCAAAAGUGCCACUUAACCCAUCAUAAGCCCUCCCAUAUAUGAACUUAAGCCUCGGCCGUUAUAACACAAACAUAAAUAUAUAUCUCUCGGAUUUUAUGUGUAUCUGCAUUUGCAGCACUUACACCGGGAAAACAAUUGGUUGGGAGUCCCCUCAAAAUUAUAUAUUCAAUGGGACGUGGACGCGGAUUUCGUAACAUAUUUAUAUGAAAUAAAUAAGUUGAUGUGCCAGA
Molecule: messenger RNA, 1247 nt
Organism: Drosophila ficusphila
Lineage: Eukaryota; Metazoa; Arthropoda; Insecta; Diptera; Drosophilidae
Exons: 1
Coding region: 115-978 (287 amino acids)
Source: RefSeq, a predicted model, not a curated record